Molecule: messenger RNA, 4441 nt
Organism: Acanthoscelides obtectus
Lineage: Eukaryota; Metazoa; Arthropoda; Insecta; Coleoptera; Chrysomelidae
Source: the annotation of a GenBank genome assembly
GACCGUUGAAGACGGUUUGUCAGCUGUUCCAUCUUCCCAUAAUCCUCAUUCCCGCGUUUGUACUUUACGUUUUCAGAGUAGGUCUGUACAUUUUCUAAAUUUUCGGUUCGAAAUACACUUUCCAUAACGGGAGUGGUCUAAUUAAGGGGUCUAAUCACUGUUCAGCAGAACAGUGAGUAGAAUAAGCUAGGUUCUUAUAGUGAAAUGGAAGUAAAUUGUCGCGAAAACAAGGAAAAUCAUGAGCAGUCGUCCAAAUUCGCGAUGGCUGCCAACCCGACCAAGAGGGUUGGUUUGAACCAACGGACUGGUACUAUUGCAGAGACUAGUAAACAGCCUUUGGGUGCUUCCAACCAACUGAAUGUCAAUGUGGAUUGUAAAAUAAAAAGUAAAAAUGAAAACGGUUGUGCUGUCAAGAAGGAGAACCAAAAGAAUUUGGACAAUCCUAUUGUCCCAGUGGCUCAGUUUGAGGCAUUUAAGGUAUAUGAAGAUGAUAGCUUUGAUGAAAGGAUGGCUAGGAUUGAUGAAAAACUCAAACAAAUGGCUAAGAAGAAUGGCAUUAUUGAUGCUUACAAAGGUACAGCUGAGGAUAGAUUCCUCUCAAAAACAGAAGCUGCAGCAAUUAUAAAAAAGAAACGAGAGGAGCAAGAUGCUGCAAGAAAGAAUCUUGAACUUUUGAGAAGUCAAGGAAGCAGUCCUAUGAGUGUUGGAAAACCUAAUGAUGAAAACAUGGCAGAAAUGGAUGAUGACUCACUAUUUUGGGGCAGAAAGACCGUCAAGGAUGUAUUCUUUGACAUGGAAGAGUAUAGAGAAAUGAUAUACAAGUACUUGAGAGAACAUGAGUUGAAACAUCGUCCAAAAUCAGGUUACAUGAAGAAGCAACCUGAUGUAACAUCCAACAUGAGAACUAUACUAGUAGAUUGGUUAGUUGAAGUAGCUGAGGAGUACAGAUUAACUACUGAAACUCUAUAUCUGGCAGUGAAUUUUAUAGAUAGAUUCCUUAGCUACAUGUCUGUUGUGAGGGCAAAGCUGCAAUUAGUCGGAACAGCUGCAAUGUUUUUAGCUUCGAAAUACGAGGAGAUAUACCCGCCCGCAAUACGUGAAUUCGUGUAUAUUACUGAUGAUACCUAUACCAAAAAACAAGUGAUUCGUAUGGAACAGUUGAUACUGAAAGUACUAGGUUUUGACUUAUCUAUACCAACACCAUUGACCUUCAUCACUGCCAUCUGCUCCAUGAACAAAAUCAAUGAUAAAACAACAUACCUUGCAAUGUACCUCAGUGAGCUCUCACUGUUAAACGGCGACGUUUACCUGGAUUUCUUGCCUUCUGCCAUAGCUGCGUCUGCCAUUGCAAUUGCUCGCCAUACUUUAGGCGAACCACAUUGCUGGACCACAGAGCUCAUAGAGUCAUCAGGAUAUGAAUUAAUCCAUCUGCGCCCAUGCAUCGAGUUCCUCAGUGGUAUGUUCGCAUCAGCGCGCACAAUGCCCCAGCGUGCCAUCCCAGAGAAAUACAAGACCAAGCAGUACCUACACGUAUCUUCAUUAAGUCCCUUGAACGAACCGUUACUUUUCACUUAACCGCCGCGGAAGGAUCGUGCACCUGUGUUUUAAAGACUGUGUUUUGUGAAUGUCUCCAGAGACGGACACACAACUGUAGAAGGGAGUCAAAUAAUGUUAAGUUGCUUCUUUGGAAAGUUAUAUUUAACGAAAAUUCUGCUCCAUCAUAUUGGUAAUAAAAUUGUUUGGAGCAUUUCGAAUAUAUGUGGCCUUCUGCAGUUCAUCCGUCUGAAAGUGCCUUAUGUGUAAAUGUUUUUGUGACUGCGAUUUGAAUACCCAUCCCAGUGCGUUUCUUAUUAAAAAAAAAGUGCAAAGAUUGAUAUUCUACUUGUGUACAAUAUUUAGGCUUAGAAUCUUUUGAUAACUCGAAGGUGUGGUUUUUAUUUUUUUACUUUUUUACUCAUAAAUUGCGCCCCAUAGCUUGCCAGAAAAUUUAUCAGGUAAGAGUUGCGUCCUCAUUUUAGUAAAAAAAAAUAAUCAGGUUUAACAGCAAAUCACCUUGACGGCAAAUUGAGUAACCCCGAGAUGAGCAACACCCAAAAUUUACUAAUACUGAAUUUUGAGUUUUUUAUGAAUUUUAACUAUAGCCUUUUGGGUUUCACCAUGUCUGAAAAACUGAUGAAUCUGGUUCAGACAAUGAAUUAUUUCCAUUUGAUUAAAUGUCAUCUGUAUUAUGCAGGGUAUAGGCACUAUUCAUAACAUCAUUGAUUAACUAUAUGCUAUAUUCCCGCAUCAAAAAAAUUGUCCUAGAAAAAAUAGUGACAUCUAUGAGAGUUUGCACAGCUGUUUUUCUCUAUUCCCUGUAUAAACUUUGAAGAUGUUAAUGUCUCAUAGAUGGCGCUGUCGCCACCUGUAUGCUUGUAUAUGCUCAUAUAGUACCUAUUAGACACUAACAUUUUUAAAUUAUGUAUAGUAAAUAGAAAAACAUCUGUAAAAAAUUCCCAUCGAUGACGCUAUGGAAUCUCAUUUUAUUUUGGAUAUUUUUUUGGAUGCGGAAAUAUAACAUUAGAUUGGCAAUAUUCAGGUCUCCAUGUAAUCUGCACAGAAAAACUUAGUGUUCUUAAAAAACCGAGUUCAGUUUAGGUACAAUUUAGGCUUCUCGUCAUGAAGGUGGGAUUCGAUGUUGUUGAUUCUAUGAAAUAAUAAAAUUGCCAAAAGUCAUCUUAUGGCGACACUGUACAGAACUAUGAAAUAAUUAAAAAUGCAUCUCUUAUACAGGGAGGCGCACAAUGAACUUUAUGGUUUAAAAUAUGCCAUCUGGGAAAUUAGGUAUGACUGAUAAAAUCUCCUGAAAGUUGUUAACAUUCUGCUUCCAUAGUGUUAUUCAUAAUGUUCCGUGGUAUUUCGGUCGUCAUGACGGCUAUUCCGUUAAAAAUAUUCACUUUCAAGUAGACAGUGUGUCGUGAUUGGUACAUAAACACAUACUCAUUCAAAAUUUUUCAAAAAAAAAAAGCCGGACGCAGCUAAAUCCGAUGAACGCGGACGCUAAUUCAAAUUAAUUGUCUCCGCCAAAUGAUUUGUUCUAGAAUUUCCUUUACAUAGCCACUACUCUGAACUGUGGGAAAGUCGUCCUCUGCCCAAAAGGCCACAAGAAAAAAACGUACUCUCAGAAGCGAGCUCUUUAAUUUUCAAUCACCUGUUUUCAUUAAAUUUUCUUUGUAAUUUGCAACAAAUUUUCCGCACCUGCACAGAACUGCACAUCUUCCAGCAAUAUCUGUUGCUGACAAUUUGGGAUGAGAAGUGCGACGAUAUGCGCGACAAGAACACAGAUCUUUGAUCUUGACAAUGAAAACCGACUAUUUUGAUCCAUUACUCCGUUAUAUCGCUAUACAUUAAAUUAAGCCUUUUCUACUAAAUCCUAGAAACUAAUUAAAAUUAGAAAAAAGGAUGCGUUAUAAAUAAUCAAACCAUAGCUUUCAUUUUGUGCCACCUCGUAGUACUUCGUUAGUUCAAACGCACGAAUCAAGGCAAUUGCCAUAUGAACCUGCCAUAUUUUAUGUAGUAUAGAAAACAUUCCUGAAACAGUGAAAAGACAAAAAAAUGCAUUCCAAAUCAUAUCAACAUUACAAGUGUGGAAGGUGUGUUGUGAUGUCAUUGAAGAGAAACGCACAGUUUUACUUUUUAAUUUUAUAUUUAAUAACUUCUGUAUUUUGAACACUUUUUUUUAAACAGUAUGAAAUUUGAACCAACCUAUGCGGUCUUUUAUUUGCUUGUGAUGAAACAGAUCUGGUCUAAUGAUUCUUGAAAAAUUGCCCACACAGUUCUCGAAUCUGUAAUUAAAAAAUUAAAGACUGCAAGCAACAUUUUGAGCGUUGAAAUUUAUAGGUUUCAAUGUUAUCAAAUAAAACUGCACAUAGCUAUUGUAAUUUAUGCAAAUUUGUCACGGUUUUUACUUGUAUGUCUACACAUGCUUAAAUAAUUAUAUAGAUUUUUUUACAUCACUGCGCCAAGUAAAAUAGCGUAUUUAUAACAUAUUUUUUAACUUUUUGAUAUUGGCGACUUGGAAUUUUGUCAGUGAGAUCGAAUAUUUUUUCAAUUUUAUAAAGCUAGGCUUAACGAUAUACAAAACGGUUUUUUCAGUUUUUAUUCGUACAUAAACAUAAUUUAUGCCAUUUGAUGCAACCGCAUCGAAACCAUUUUGUUAGUUUUGAAGAAAACUGACACUAUUAAUAUCAGAAACAAUACCUAAGUUAAUGUUAUUUAGUAACCGCUAGAUAGCGCGAAGUAGUAGUUUGAGACUCGAUACAUCCCACUCGAAAAUGUAUCAUUUCAAUCCCUUCUGCUGACUAUUGAUGCAUUUUGAGUAGCGACAGUCUUCUUCUAAACCGACAAUUUAUUUCUUAUGUACUUCGUAUUGUAAAAAUUUGUUUUUAAUAUAUGAUUUCCA